This is a messenger RNA of Sardina pilchardus (European sardine), 1372 nucleotides long. RefSeq names its product valosin containing protein lysine (K) methyltransferase (gene vcpkmt). Gene Ontology annotation, biological process: peptidyl-lysine trimethylation. The transcript has 5 exons. Gene Ontology annotation, molecular function: protein-lysine N-methyltransferase activity. Gene Ontology annotation, cellular component: cytosol; cytoplasm. Lineage: Eukaryota; Metazoa; Chordata; Actinopteri; Clupeiformes; Clupeidae. The coding region runs from base 243 to 914 and encodes 223 amino acids. The record is from RefSeq and is a predicted model, not a curated record.
UAGAAGAGGAAGAAAUUGAGUCGCCGGAAUCACGCUAACGUUAGUUAGGCUAACUUUUUGUAAACUGUAAAUGAUCAGUGAUCAUAUAACGUGUGUGUUUCUAAUAAACGGAUUCUGGUACAACCAGACAUUGGCUCUAUCGGCGGAUCUUUUUUCCUACUGUUUAUGAUCCAGAAUGCAAACAUAGGCGCCUGCAUCGAUUUAAUAAUCGUGAAUGACUACUCCACAGCACUGUAGGAGCUAUGGCGAAUGUGUCGGAACCUUGUGAGGAAGAUACCUAUUUUGUUCGUGAACUUGAGAAAAAUGAUGGUUCAGUUCUAAAAGUGAACCAGUGUCUAAAAGGGGAUGUAGGCCACGUGGUAUGGGAUGCUGCAAUUGUUUUAGGAAAAUAUCUGGAAACCGAGUCAUUUUUAAAUACAAGUUCAGGGGUUAGUUCUUGGACUUCAAAAAACGUCCUCGAGGUGGGAGCAGGCACCGGUAUUGUAGGUCUUGUUGCAGCUACAUUAGGAGCCCGUGUCAUUUUAACUGAUCUGGACGACCUACAGCAGCUUCUUGAGAAGAACAUCAAGGAAAACCAGGCGUUGAUUACAGGUUCUGCCACAGCCAAAGUAUUACGAUGGGGUGAAAACACAGCUGAUUUCCUUCCACCUCCAGAUGUUAUUCUGAUGGCCGACUGUAUCUACUAUGAACAGUCUGUUGAGCCUCUUGUGGAAACCCUUAAAGCCCUGGCUGGAGAGAAGACGUGUAUCAUUUGCUGUUAUGAGCAGCGAACUGAAGGAGUAAACCCUGAAAUAGAGAGGAGAUUCUUCGAGCUGCUGCUACAGUAUUUCCAGUCUGAGGAGAUUCCACCAGACAAACAGGAUCCAGAGUUCAACAGUCCUGAGAUUCGACUCCUCCAUUUACGCCUUAAAUGAAUGUAUGUAUGUAUGUAUGUAUGUAUGUAUGUAUGUGUUUCAGUAAGGGAGUGGUGUGCUUGUUUAGUAUGAUGUGGUCACCCAAACAUUACAGAUAUACAUGUGCACGCCAGUGACACCUCUAUACUGUACGUGAGGGAAAGUCUACUUCACAAUAUAUUAAAAGCAGCCUAUUGUUAUUUUUUGCACAUUGAUUAUAAACUUUCCUACCAUCGAAUGUUAUAACACCACCAUGAAAUAACAGGGCUCUUUAAAGCUUUGUGUAUGUAUUACAUUGACCACAUCAAAAUGUGAAUUUAUUUGUGUAGUUUGUUUUUAUUUUGGGUUUACUACAGGUUUGCUUCUGUGAAAUUGGCAAUUUAAUUUGAACAUUGAACUUAUUUAGCAUGUUCUUCACUUAGGGGCUUAUUCAACUGAAUAGGCCUUACAACAUCAGCAACAAAGCAGAACAAAACCUA